GUCAUUUCCGUAAACACUUUAAGCGGAAGACAACUGUCAAAAGCAGAAAACCAGUUAUGAUCGAUAUCGUGAUUUUACUUAGACUGGGUACAUAAAUGAGCAAGGAAAGCAAUCUAUGAAUUGUAGAAAUCAAGCUUUUGCUUAUGGUUGAAGCCAUCACGAUUCAACAUACAAUCUUAGAAUAUUAGGCAGAUCUCAUUUCACAUUUGACAGUUCAGUACAUGUGUAUACAGCAUGUAGCCUGUAGGACAUUUGUGGAUUCACUGCGUCUUAAUCAUGCUAAUGUGAAUCAACCGACGCUGAACUGAACUGGACUGAACUAUAUUUUCAGUGAUGCACUCGUAUUUUUGUCUUUGUAGGACAUGACUUUGGUCUAAUGUCUCAUAAUUUAGUUGGAUGUGUUGGCUACUGAGUUUACAGAUUUCAUGGAAAGCAAGCAUCAAUGAAGUGUUUUCUCGAUCCAGUAUUGAUGUUUUAACUGUCACUCUAUACAUGGGAACAAAUUAUUCCUUGGCAUAAUGCAGAAUGACUCAUCUCGGGCUCCUUUAGCAUCCUUUGAUACAGUUGACCUUGGAGAAGAAGAACGGUCCUUCAGAGAUGUUUUAGAGACUGCUAGAACUUCAAAAACAAAUAAUCAGCAUGAAAUUGAUCAAUCCAUCAAAAACCCACUGGAUGAAAAUGUGUUUGAUGAAUGUGAUUCAAAGCUUCGGAAGAAAAUUGGAAAGUUUUUAAGUGUCAAAACGUACAAGAAAAUAUCAGAAACAAAGGAAGAAGAGAAGAAUCAUGAAGGUGAGAAAGAUAUUGUUUCAAAAUCAUAUGAUGUCACAAAAUGUAACAGUUCCGAUUCAAGUUCUGAAAGUUCGGAUUCUGAUAGUGGAUAUUUGCGUUCUGGGUAUGUGAAAGUAGAAAGCAGACAAUCAGGUGAUUCAAAUUCUGGAAUUCACGUUGAAACUUCUUACUUCAAGCAUAUAUCUGAUUCUAUCCACUCUAAUGAUAGUUCUUGUGAACCGACUCCAACAUCUUCCCCCAUAUUACCAAGAGUGUCUAUCUCAACACUGUUAGGUGAACUACAAAAUGAAAAAAUCCAGUCCAAGAGGAAAGCAUUAGAGAAAAAAAUUCAAAGGUUGCAGGUAACAAAUACACCUGUGGAAAGGCCCCGUAGUACUACUCCAAUAAAUAUUCACACUCUUGAUGAAUAUGUGAAGGAAUUUGAUUCUCCAGAGAAAAAAUCAAGUUCAGAAAGUGCUGAAAAAUUACAGAUAAAACUUCCUGGUGAGGAAUUCAUUCAUAAGCAUAAAAGUCCCAGGAGAUUGAAAUCUAGUCAGGAGAUUUUAAGUGUGUUUAACUUUAAUGAGGAUCAUUUAUUUUCAAGAACAAAGUCUGCUGUUGUUGUGCAUGAUGAUGGGGUAAGUCCUACUCCUUCACCCAGGAGGGUGCUUCUUCCUCCUUCCCAGACCCCUACAUCAAGUCCUGUACUGACAAGAGGCAAUGUUCAAAUAAGUACAAACUUUUCUCCCACCGUGAACAUUACUAGUGAAAAUAAUUCUUCGGAGGCAUUGGACUGGGUGGCAUUUGAUCAAAGCAAAUCAUCAGAACUAAAUGACAGUUGGUUUAACCAAGGCUUAAUUAAUACUCAGCUAGUUGGAGAUCAAGCUGCAAUUUCUAACUCUGCUUCAUUUAGUGCUUUAUUUGGAGAGAAACGUUAUAAUGAAGAAGAGGAUGUGUUAACUGUGAAUAUUGAAGAAGUUGAUGGAAGGAAAGUGGUGGAUAUCAAGUGUCAGCAGCAGACAAAUGAGCACAAAGACAGAGACCACAUUGAUGAUAAUUGCCAAAGUACCACUGAACCAAAGAUAGCUCGAGAGACCACUGGUCUGCCAGAUGCAAACUCUAAACAGGAGGGUCACAGUUUUGACUUGAUCGAGGAGAUAGAAUUGGAAAUGAAGAAAAGGCAACAGUCUGCUCCCCAUCCUGUGGAAGGAACCAACUCUCCCAACAUGCCCGCAUCAUAGCCCAAAGUUUCUGAUAGUAUCUAGUUUAUUGUUGUUAAGGUAAGUACCGGUACUCUGGUUAUAUAAAAUGGAGGUUUAUACUAUAUCUGUAUGGUGUGAAUUAAAUCUACCUGAUCAGCUUAUAAUGGUACUAAUACAUGUACAGUACAUUUAUUACUGGAUACGCACCUUUUCAAAGAGGGGCAUUUUGCUUUGCACCCGUGUCGGCCGGUAUGUCUGCCUGUCGGUAUGUUGGUAAGACUACAUGUCCGCUCAAUAUCUUGAAAACCAUUCACUUCUGAGUAGAAGAAGACCUCUAUUGAUUUCCAGUUCAAAAGGAUAAAGGUCAAGGAUCAAACUGGACAUAGGAAGAUACUUUCCACUCGAUAUCUUGAAAACCCUUUGCUUGACCAUGUUGACAGACAUCAAACUUGAUACACUGGUACAUUGUAAGGAGUAGAUGACCUCUAUUGAUUUUGAGGUCACAUGGUCAUAUUUCAAGGAUUAAACUGUACAUAGUAAUAUAUCGUCUCCUAUUUUUAAUAGAAUCAUUUGCUUAAUUGACACCAAACUUUAUACAUCCUUAGGAGUAGAUUUUAGGUCACAUGCAAUAUGGUCAAAUAUCAGUCCACUCUGGACAUAGGAAGAUAUUAUUUGCUCAAUAUCUUGAAUUCUUUUGGCACUGCUAUCAAUUAAAUGAUGCAUGUGUAUCUAACCCAUUUCAAAUUUGCACCACAACAUUAUUUAUGCUACAUGUGCAAGUUGUCGGAUAAUCUUUUUUGUUGCUAAAAAAUAUUUACCCUGGAUAUGACACAUGUUUCUUAGCCAAUCAUGUUCAAGCAUUUGAUAUGAAAUUUCAAUGAAUAAUAUGUUAUUCUUGAUUUGUUAACUUGAUAGUAUAUGUGUUGUGUCAAACAUAGACCAAACUAAUUAAGGUUAUUAUAGUAAGACUGAUGGUGACAGUUUGAGUAAUUUGGAGUUUGACAAAACAUCAAUGAUGCCCAAAUACCCUAUAAUGAACAAAAAUUUAUGUUUGUUACAUACUGUUUAUUGAUUGGUAUCAUUAACAGCAAUGCAGAGUGGUAUAAAUUUCAUCUAGAAAAGACAGAACAAGCAUUUGAGCUUCCCUGGAAUACAUGUAAUAUGUAAACUCAAGUUUGCUCAAGGACAAUUAAAGUUUUACAUAGGAAUAUUUACAUGCCACUGUAUAUUCCCCAUUCCAAUUCUGUGCUUUAUUCUACAGGAAAACUGAGAAUAUUCUUGUCCCCACUCUCCAUCAGAAAAAUCGGGACUUUAACAGUCUGCACUUCAGACAAAGCUAAUCUGGUAUUAAAAAUCAAGGACUUUAACAGUCUGCACUGUAGACAAAGUUAAUCUGGUAUUGAGUAGGUUAAAUCAGCUGUUCCAGUUCUGUCUUUUUCACAAACAUUAAAGGUGAAGAUAACGAACUGUAAUCAAUCUCAUAACUCCUACAAACAAUACAAAAUAAAGAGUUAGGCAAACACGGACCCUUGGAUAUACCAGAGGUGGGAUCAGGUGCCUAUAGGAGGAGUAAGCAUCUACUGUUGACAUGUACAGAGUAAGCAGUAUAUUUCAAAGUAUUAAUGGUUAAGCAUUUUAUGGAGAAAAAAUGUAAUAUAAACCCUAAAUGAUUUUAUUUGGACAUCUCUUGUGCAAAUAACAUGAAACGUUCAUGUUAAGAUGUUACUCAUUUGUUACGUCCAGCAUUGAUUGUUUGCUUGUAAACACGUCAUGUAAAGUCAACACUCUAAAUGGUUAAAGUAUACGUGUAUGUAUAUUGUACAAACAGCAUAAUGUUAUGUAUGUACAUUCAUUUUUGUGUUGAUGUAAAUAUGUUGUAUUAAUUGCUUUGUUUCAAUAAUCUCCAAAAGGAGAAAAUCAAAAA
This is a messenger RNA of Ostrea edulis (European flat oyster), 3894 nucleotides long. RefSeq lists its product as uncharacterized. The record is from RefSeq and is a predicted model, not a curated record. The transcript is spliced from 3 exons. NCBI's taxonomy places the organism in Eukaryota, Metazoa, Mollusca, Bivalvia, Ostreida, Ostreidae. The coding region runs from base 519 to 2009 and encodes 496 amino acids.